GCGACCGUUUCUACAUCUUACCACUCUCCUGAUCUAUUAUUUGUUUCGAGACCUCAGUUUUCCGCAACGAUGAAGUUGUCCUUAAUCACUUUCGUUUAUGCUCUCUUACCAGCAUUGGUCUCUGCUGCCAUUUUCCCGUCAAACACGCAAGUUAAGAUGCUGGAUCCAAAGGGUUUCAGAAAGGCCAUGAAAGAAAACCGUACCAGCGUCGUUGCCUUCGUCGCCCCGUGGUGUGGGCAUUGUCAAAGAAUGGCUCCGGAGUAUAGUAAAGCUGCUAAAAGUCUACACCCCCUCGUUCCUCUCUAUGCCGUCGAUUGUGACGUUGAGAGUAACAAAAGGCUGUGUGCCGAUCAGGGUGUCCAAGGGUUCCCUACAGUUAAGUUAUUCCCUCGUGGAAAUCAAGCACCCGCCAAAGACUACAACCAACAAGAGCGAACGUCUGGAAGGAUCAUCCGUUGGGCAUCCGAUGGCGUACCUAACAAAGUAAAAAACCUACCUACUUCAAAUGACAUUUCUACUUGGGCGGGCAAGAACUCCUAUUCUCCUCGCGUCAUUCUCCUCAACAAGGAUAAGAAAUCGCCUCUACUGUGGCAAGUUCUAGGAAAUAACUACUGGAAAAAACUCUCGUUCGGUCAUCACAGUGAUCCUAGCGGAAAUACUGCUGCUACAUUGGGUUUCGAGGCCGAGGAAAAACAGUCAAAGGUCCUCGUCUAUCUGGCUGGUUCUGAAGAACCUAAAUUAUAUGACGGCUUGAACAAAUUCGAACCUCUGUCCCAGUUUUUCGAUUCAAUUUUGGAUGGGACAGCUGAUUAUAUGAGACAGGAGUCUCCGAGGGAUGAACUGUAGUUGCAACCAUUAGAUGACCAUUAUAUAUUGUAAUUCAGUGACAUGCAUGACAUUUAGUUUGAAAGCAAAAAUGUAAGACAGAAUGACACUGACGAUAUGGUCAUCACUGUAUCAAUAUCAAGUUGCUUAACCACU
Serpula lacrymans var. lacrymans S7.9 is the source of this 981-nucleotide messenger RNA. RefSeq lists its product as uncharacterized. The coding region runs from base 70 to 846 and encodes 258 amino acids. Gene Ontology annotation, cellular component: endoplasmic reticulum lumen. The transcript has 7 exons. Lineage: Eukaryota; Fungi; Basidiomycota; Agaricomycetes; Boletales; Serpulaceae. The record is from RefSeq and is a predicted model, not a curated record. Gene Ontology annotation, biological process: response to endoplasmic reticulum stress. Gene Ontology annotation, molecular function: protein-disulfide reductase activity; protein disulfide isomerase activity.